AUGGCGCCGUGGUGGGGGCAGGAGGCGCGGGGAGGGGUGUCCGGCGGCGUGACGGGGACGCCCGUCGUGGUCAAGAUGCAGACCCCGGACUGGGCCAUCUCCGAGGUGCCGCCGCCGGGCUCCCCCGCCGCGGGGGGCAAGGACGGCCGCGGCAAGAACGCGCGCCAGAUCACCUGGGUGCUGCUCCUCAAGGCGCACCGCGCCGCCGGGAAGCUCACGGGCGCCGCCACCGCCGCGCUCUCCGUGGCGGCGGCCGCGCGCAGGCGGGUGGCCGCGGGCCGGACCGACUCCGACGCCGACGCCGACGGCGCGCCGCCGGGGCCGGGGGCCGGCAGGCCCGCGCUGCGCACCAGGCUCUACGGCUUCAUCCGCGCCUCCCUCCUCCUCUCCCUGCUCCUCCUCGCCGCCGACGUCGCCGCGCACGCCCAGGGCUGGCACCUCGCCGCGCUCCCUGACCUGGAGGCCGUCGAGGGCCUCUUCGCCGCGGGCUACGCGGCCUGGAUGCGCGCCCGCGCCGCCUACCUCGGCCCGGCGCUGCAGUUCCUCACCAACGCCUGCGUCGUGCUCUUCAUGAUCCAGAGCGCCGACCGCCUCAUCCUCUGCCUCGGCUGCUUCUGGAUCAAGCUCAGGGGGAUCAGGCCCGUGCCCAACGCCGCCGCCGCCGGCAACGGCAAAGGCUCGGACGACGUCGAGGCCGGCGCCCAGGAGGAGGAGGAGGAGGGGGAGUUCCCCAUGGUGCUCGUCCAGAUUCCAAUGUGCAACGAGAAGGAGGUGUAUCAGCAAUCCAUUGGAGCUGUCUGCAAUCUGGACUGGCCGAGAUCGAAUUUCUUGGUGCAGGUGCUCGAUGAUUCUGAUGAUGCUGCGACUUCUGCUCUCAUCAGAGAGGAGGUUGAGAAAUGGCAACGGGAGGGUGUCCGGAUAUUGUACCGGCACCGGGUGAUUCGUGAUGGCUACAAGGCUGGAAAUCUCAAGUCUGCCAUGAACUGCAGCUAUGUGAAAGACUAUGAGUUUGUUGUUAUCUUUGAUGCUGAUUUCCAACCACAAGAAGACUUCCUGAAGCUAACUGUGCCCCAUUUCAAGGGCAAAGAGGAUGUUGGACUAGUUCAGGCAAGGUGGUCUUUUGUAAACAAGGAUGAGAACUUGUUAACUAGGCUGCAAAACAUAAAUCUGUGCUUCCACUUUGAGGUGGAACAGCAGGUUAAUGGGGCAUUCCUCAAUUUUUUCGGGUUCAACGGAACCGCGGGAGUGUGGAGAAUUAAGGCACUCGAGGACUCUGGAGGAUGGAUGGAGAGAACGACAGUUGAAGACAUGGAUAUUGCUGUCCGAGCACAUCUAAAGGGAUGGAAGUUUCUCUAUCUUAACGACGUUGAGUGCCAGUGCGAAUUGCCGGAGUCAUAUGAAGCAUACAGAAAACAGCAGCAUCGAUGGCAUUCUGGUCCGAUGCAGUUGUUUAGACUCUGCUUUGUGGACAUUAUCAAAUCGAAGAUUGGGUUCUGGAAGAAAUUCAACUUGAUAUUCCUUUUCUUUCUCCUCCGAAAACUGAUUCUGCCCUUCUAUUCAUUCACCCUCUUCUGCGUCAUACUUCCAAUGACAAUGUUUGCUCCUGAAGCAGAGCUACCUGCCUGGGUGGUGUGCUACAUUCCAGCAACCAUGUCCUUGCUCAACAUCCUCCCAGCCCCAAAGUCCUUCCCAUUCAUCGUCCCCUACCUUCUGUUUGAGAACACCAUGUCGGUGACCAAGUUCAACGCCAUGAUCUCCGGCCUGUUCCAGCUCGGGAGCGCCUACGAGUGGGUCGUCACCAAGAAAUCCGGCCGGUCUUCGGAGGGCGAUCUCGUCGCCCUCGUCGAGAACGAGAAGCAAUCCAAGCAGCAGAGAGUAGGGUCCGCGCCCAACCUCGACUCCCUAGCAGCAAAGGAGGAAUUGUACCCGAAAUCGGAACCUAAAAAGAAGAAACACAAUAGGUUAUACAGGAAAGAACUAGCAUUGUCCUUCCUCCUCUUGACAGCAGCAGCUCGCAGCCUGCUCUCGGUUCAGGGCAUACAUUUCUACUUCCUUCUGUUCCAGGGGGUGUCGUUCUUGGUCGUCGGGCUCGACCUCAUCGGCGAGCAGGUGGAGUGA
This is a messenger RNA of Triticum turgidum subsp. durum (durum wheat), 2118 nucleotides long. The record is from the annotation of a GenBank genome assembly. NCBI's taxonomy places the organism in Eukaryota, Viridiplantae, Streptophyta, Magnoliopsida, Poales, Poaceae.